Engraulis encrasicolus (European anchovy) is the source of this 4201-nucleotide messenger RNA. RefSeq names its product meiosis inhibitor protein 1-like. Gene Ontology annotation, biological process: meiosis I. The record is from RefSeq and is a predicted model, not a curated record. The transcript has 31 exons. NCBI's taxonomy places the organism in Eukaryota, Metazoa, Chordata, Actinopteri, Clupeiformes, Engraulidae. Bases 1 to 3963 code for a protein of 1320 amino acids.
AUGCCCAAAGUGGAUGUGAUCUAUCCGAAGGUUCACUUCAGGCACGACCCAAGGUGGUCUGCAAUUACCGGGCCUACAGCCGAAGAUGUCGUGCUGUGUGUCGCUUGUGUUAUCGAGAUGAUGGAGAGUGAAGAGGUGUCGUGUGUCCGAAAAUCUGUGGCUCUGAGUGGAGUUGGUCAAAUCCUGAGACGCUGCCCGGGGGCCAUCAAAGCUUUGCUCAUGCAGGAUCCAAGAGUCUGCCUUCAUCUCGUUGCCUCUUUACUGGGGAUGCUGCAGUCUGUUGAAGACUCAGCCACUCUGGAACAGGUUAUACAAGUUCUCGUUCAGCUGUUGCUGGAGUUGCAGAGUGAUCGGUUUGUGCAGGACAUCCUAAAUGACAUCCACACAAAGCUGAGCAGGCAGGCGAGUGUGAAGGGCUUCCUUCCUGUCUUCACCUUCCUGGGGAAGCUGGUGGACUCACUACCCACCCUGGCCCAGACCCUGGCCUGUCAGCAUGUGUCUCUGCUGGAGUGGCUAAGUGUGGGUUUGCAGUAUCCUGACGAGGUGCUGAAGGCGUCGGUGUGCUACGUGCUGAGCCGGGUGUGGGAGGCGCCCGCCGCGGUCCAGUCCCUGCCCACGCCCCUGAGGGACGCCAUGGCCCGCGCCGUGCUGCACACCCUGCACCAGGCCUCCACGCCGGAGCUCACCAUCAACUGCCUGGGCCUCCUGAAGCAGAUGCUGCAGCUGGGUGAGGUGGUGUCGGUGCUGAUGAGCUGCAGGGCUGAGCUGGUCUCCGACGACAACGGCAGCCCAGACACACUCAACACACACAGCUGCUCUCUACCGCUCAUACUCAAGAAGCUGCUGCUGGGGGGCGAUGAGAUGCUGCAGGUGGCCAGUGCUCACUGCAUGGCCGCGGUGCUGGUCCACUCCCCCACACAGUACGCCACACAGUUCAUACAGGCAGACCUGCCCGAGUUCCUGUUUGAGCGUCUGAGCAGCAGUAGUGAGGCUCUUCUGUGGUCGACUUACGGCUGCCUGCUCUUACUGGCUGAAGAGCCCCUCUUCUUCUCCCAGUGUCAUACAGUCUACGGUAUUGAGUCUUUGGUGCGCAGCUUGAAGGAUGUGCUGAAGCUGACCAACUUGGAGGUGCAGAAGCAAGGCCUACAGCUCCUCACUGUCAUCCUCGACAGGCAGCCUGCGGCGGUGCGCCUGUUCCCCAGUGGUGCUGGUUUUGUGGGCGUGUCUGAGGUGAUCCUGGGGGCCGUCUCCUCCCCGUGCCUACGGGUGGCCACUCAUGCUGCACGCGCCGCCACUGCCCUCCUCAGGCUUCACCACCAGUCCAGCCCUGUGCAGUAUAAGGAGCUGAAGAAGAUUGUGGAGGCGCUCAUGACCAGAUGCACUGAGCUGCCUGUACCCAUCACCACGCGCCAGAGGCACAGAGGAGGCUUGUCCGGUCCGGAGCCCCUGAACCAGGCCUCCAGGGCGGGCAGCUUCCUCCUGCACUCCCUGCUCUGCUUCCAGCAAGCCUGCAGGCUUGCAGAGCAGUGUGUGUCGGAGCCCAGUCUGCAGGAGAACGUCUUCACGGCGCCCCACAGGCAGGAGAGGGAGAAGGGGAGGGACUCGGCCUCAGUGGAGGCCCUCUGCCUCAGCCUGCUGCGCUGCUGUGAUACCGUACUCAUACCCACCGUCACCAGGCUGUGUGAGGUGUCCCCCAGUGGCCAGGUGCUGCAGCAUUUCUUCUCCAUCCUCAGCUACCAGUUCACGCUGCUGCCAUCUCUCAUGCCCCUCUUCUCACUGCACCUGGCUUCGGCUGGUUUCAUCAGGCUGGGUCUGGAGUACAAGGCAGUGUUGUGCUCAGGAAACAGGAAUUCAGAUCUGAAUGCCGCCUGCUGUGACUUCCUCCUCAAACUCACUAGAUGCCUCCUCUCACAGCCAGCCAGCUCUCAGCAAGACGAGGUAGAGGAGUGUGUGAGUGUGCUGGAGUCCUGUCUGCCGCUGCUGUGUAGGCGUGUGUCUGAGUGGCCCUCUCUGCUGACGGAGCAUGUAGGGGGCGGGGCCCCCAGAGCCACCCAGCACUGUCUCAUCAUCAUACUGCACCUCACACAGCUGCACGGGGACAGACUGCUGCCUGAGCCGGUGGUGUUCUCGUGUGUGGUGUCGGUGCUGUGCUCCAUGGCCCAGGAGCAGGGUGAGUGCCCCGCCCCUCCCCCCGCCUGCGUCCUGCGCUCCGCACUUUACCUCCUCGCCGUACACCAGGACAAGAGCCCAGAGCUGGAGCCGUCUUCUGUGAGCUGCAUCAGUAAGGCCCUCCGCUGGCGUCCGUUCUCGUCUCUGUAUACUCACCACCCGGCGCUGCUCCACUUCCUCUUCCGUUACACCGAGCUCUCCGACGCCUGCGGCCCGCUGCUGCUCACCCUCUGGCUGUCCCAUGAGCCUCAGCGGGGGGGCCGGGGCCGAGCCGAGGCCCAAUCCGAGCCAGUGACGGCUGCUGUCAACCCCUCCUCCAAGCCCUCGUCCUCUUCAUCAUCCUCCUUGUCAUCCUCGUCCUCUUCCUCGGCUCUGCAGGCUGUGCUGGAGAAGAGUCCUGCGGUGGCCCUCACGCUGCUGAGGCUGGUGGUGGGCAGUGAUGAGGGUCUGGGUGAGCGUGCGCUAGGGGAGCUGCGUAGCUACCUGGAGGUCAAAGGUCGCGGUGACGGUGCGUUGGCGGAGCUCCUGAGGCCCGUCCUUCUGCAGCUGCUCCAGAGGCUUGCCUGCCACGGCAACCAGGCUGGCAACCAGGGCCCCGGAAACGCAGCUCCAUCCCCUCUUCCUCUGGUGCUGCAGUUGUUGUGUCUGACUCUGGCCGCUUCCUCGGCAGACAGAGAGAUGGACGGCACCGAGUUCAAGCUGCUCCACCACGUGAGCAAUUUGGCAGGGAAGCUCAAAGCGAGCAGCAGUGAAUCUCUCCUACCUGCUCUUAACUACCUGUACUGCUGCCUUGCUCUCUCCCCUCCUAGCUGUGGUGACAGAGCUGUGUCCAUCCUGCUGUGUAAUACUGGGCUGAUGGACCAGAUUGACACACUGUUGGACUACUCAUCAUCAUCAUCCUCGUCUUCAUCCUCUUCCUCCUCCUCUUCCUCCUCCUCUUCCUCCACUCUGCUCAGCUGUGCCCGUCUGCUACUCUCCUCCCUUAUCACCCUCCAGCACAAAUACUCUGCUCAGGUGUCUAGGUGUGUGCGUGUGGAUGUGGGCCACAUGGUGCAGCAGCUGUACUGUGGGAAGAGGCACAUGGACAGCCUCUCACAAGCCUCGGUGUUGCGGUUGCUGCAGGUGCUGCUGGAUGUGGAGUUGGCGUCUCCCCUGCUGCAUGUGGAGGAGAGCUGCCCCUUUGGAGCCCGCCAGCGCCCCCUGCAGCCAGUGGACGGCGCCCUGCACCCGCUGGCCUCGCGCAACGCACACGCCCUGGUGGCCGCCCUGCACGGACUCUUGCUACAGAAGGAGGAGGGGCUGCUCAGUGUGUCUGUGAACUGUCUGAGGUCACUAAUGGGAUUCCUGCAGAAGCGAUGCCCCAGCAUAGCGCUGCAUGUGUCCUCUCAGCCCUGGAGUCGCUUCCUGCUCUACUCGCUGCUCAGCUCAGGGGACAGCCUGCUGCUACACCCAGCCACACUCACCCUGCUCACACUGCUGCUGCAGACUGGCAGUGGGGUGGUGCAGUGGGAUCCGGAGCUGGAGCAGGUGCUGAGUGCGGCGGAGAAGAGAGGAGCGGACCAGCUGACACCCAGCACCGUACACACACUACACCAACUACUCACACAGGUGCAGCAGGCUGCUUGUCUGAAGGCCUCGUCUGAGCAGCACACCCACAGGGUAGCUUCCCUACUGGAGACCCUGGCUCAUCUUCCCACCCAUGACACGCGGCCGCCCAACACCGUCCUUCGUCAGGGAGACCUGUCCUACUGCUCAUCCGAUUUCUCACUCAACACAGGAUACAGCAGUCACUAAAUGGAUCAAUUGGCCUUUUCGAUUUAGGCUUCUUCGCCGUGUUUAUUUAUUUAUUCAUGAAGCCAGGGAUAGAUUUGAUAGCCUUUAAAAAAAAAAAAAAAAUUUAAGAAAUGUUUAUGAAUUCUAAUAAACCAUCUAACAAUGUUUACCCACUGUGUUGCAUAAAUAGGAGAGACAGUCAAGUUAAAUAUAUUUUUCUGCCAUUUUACUUUUAUAUUAAAUCUUACUGUUUAAAAAG